This is a messenger RNA of Choloepus didactylus (southern two-toed sloth), 1046 nucleotides long. RefSeq names its product TNF alpha induced protein 6 (gene TNFAIP6). The transcript is spliced from 6 exons. NCBI's taxonomy places the organism in Eukaryota, Metazoa, Chordata, Mammalia, Pilosa, Megalonychidae. Gene Ontology annotation, molecular function: hyaluronic acid binding. Gene Ontology annotation, biological process: negative regulation of inflammatory response; cell adhesion. The coding region runs from base 66 to 899 and encodes 277 amino acids. The record is from RefSeq and is a predicted model, not a curated record.
UGCUGCUCUGAGAAUUUAUCCUGAGCAGCCCCUGAUAGACUGCUACUUCUCUACAACUGACGGACAUGAUCAUCUUAGUUUACUUGUUUUUCUUGCUGUGGGAAGAGACCCAUGGAUGGGGAUACAAAAACGGAAUUUUUCAUAACUCCAUAUGGCUUGAACAAGCAGCAGGCGUGUACCACAGAGAAGCACGGUCUGGCAAAUAUAAGCUCACCUAUGCCGAAGCGAAGGCGGUGUGUGAAUUUGAAGGUGGCCACCUCGCCACCUACAAGCAGCUAGAGGCAGCCAGAAAAAUCGGAUUCCAUGUCUGUGCUGCGGGAUGGAUGGCCAAGGGUAGAGUUGGCUACCCCAUUGUGAAGCCAGGGUCCAACUGUGGAUUUGGAAAAACUGGCAUUAUUGAUUAUGGAGUCCGUCUCAAUAGGAGUGAAAGAUGGGAUGCCUACUGCUAUAACCCUCACGCAAAGGAAUGUGGUGGUGUCUUCACAGAUCCAAAGCGAAUUUUUAAAUCUCCAGGCUUCCCAAAUGAGUAUGAUGAUAAUCAAAUCUGCUACUGGCACAUUAGACUCACAUAUGGUCAGCGGAUUCACCUGAGUUUUUUGGACUUUGACCUUGAAGAUGACCCAGCUUGUUUGGCUGACUAUGUUGAAAUAUACGACAGUUAUGAUGAUAUUCAUGGCUUUGUGGGAAGAUACUGUGGAGAUGAGCUUCCAGAAGACAUCAUUAGUACAGGAAAUGUCAUGACUUUGAAGUUUCUAAGUGAUGCUUCAGUGACAGCAGGAGGUUUCCAAAUCAAAUAUGUUGCCAUCGAUCCUGACUCCAAAUCAAAUCAGGGAAAAAAUAUAAGUACUACUGUUACUGGAAAUAAAAACUUUUUAGCUGGAAGAUUUAGCCAUUUGUAAAACAAAAAGGAAUUUCAGAAUAUAAAGUGUUUAUGUUUGAAUCUUUUGGAACCCCUUUCAUCUCAUUUUUAUACUAUUAUCAUCAUUUUUAUUAUUAACAUUUAUUUAUUUUUCUAAAUGUGAAAGCAAUGCCUGAUAAUUUUGGAA